CGCGCGGCCAUUUCCGCUCCUCCGUCCGUGCGGCUUUCCGACUCCGCCGACUUCGGCUGCUGUUGGAGAGUGGCGAGCCAACGUGACCGCAGCCAUGACUGAGGCUGAUGUAAAUCCAAAGGCUUAUCCCCUUGCAGAUGCCCACCUCACCAAGAAACUGUUGGACCUUGUUCAGCAGUCAUGUAACUACAAGCAACUUCGGAAAGGAGCCAAUGAGGCCACCAAAACUCUCAACAGAGGCAUCUCUGAGUUCAUUGUGAUGGCUGCAGAUGCUGAACCUCUGGAGAUCAUCCUGCACCUCCCACUGCUAUGUGAAGACAAGAAUGUGCCCUAUGUGUUUGUGCGUUCCAAGCAGGCCCUAGGGCGGGCUUGUGGGGUUUCCAGGCCUGUCAUUGCCUGUUCUGUCACCAUCAAAGAAGGCUCUCAACUGAAGCAGCAGAUCCAGUCCAUUCAGCAGUCUAUUGAAAGGCUCUUAGUCUAAACCUGUGGCCGGCCUCUGCCCUGCUCUCCCCACCAACCCAGCUACACCCUGAGGGUGACAGAGCAGCAGCAUAGCUGCAGGAUUCCAAAGACAACAUGGGUGAGCGGGCAUGGGGGACAAUCGACCUGGAUCUCGGAAGAGUCAGGAGUGGCAAGGGAAAAAGUGUCAUCUGGUGCUGGAAUGAGGGAUUCUGGGGAAAUCAUGGAGACCUGGCUGGAAGCUACAGAGAGAUGAUGGGAUCCAGAAAGCAUCCUCUUUGAAUGGAAUUUCUUCAGUGGCCACUUAGCACCAGCUCUGGAGCCCUCACCCAUUUCCUGCCACAACAUGGUCAGAUAUUCUUUGUCCCAGGAGAGUGUUCAUUCUUGAGCAUACUAAUAAAAAACAUAUAUUCAUAUUCCAUUUUAAAGAAA
Messenger RNA from Marmota monax (woodchuck), 891 nucleotides. It is a transcript of the gene Snu13, whose product is annotated as small nuclear ribonucleoprotein 13. Lineage: Eukaryota; Metazoa; Chordata; Mammalia; Rodentia; Sciuridae. Gene Ontology annotation, cellular component: U4/U6 x U5 tri-snRNP complex; nucleolus; precatalytic spliceosome. Gene Ontology annotation, biological process: mRNA splicing, via spliceosome; ribosome biogenesis; maturation of SSU-rRNA. Gene Ontology annotation, molecular function: RNA binding. The transcript has 4 exons. The record is from RefSeq and is a predicted model, not a curated record. Bases 95 to 481 code for a protein of 128 amino acids.